UGAUUUGAGUAAUUGAAUUUGGUUUUCAGGAAAAAAAAAAAAAAAAAAAAAGAGUGUCACGUCUCGCUGCACUAUGGCGUGAGAGAGGAAGGGGGGGUGAUUCCCACCCUAAGGCGAGAGCCGGCGGACUGCAAUGGCGGCGGAAAGACGGGUGGGUGAUGCACUCACAGGCAGCGGCAGCGGCAGCAGCAGCGACGUGAAGAAUGGGGGCAAUUAUACCUCCUCCUCCUCCUCCUCCUCCUCCUCCGGAUUGGAGGUAAUGAGGAGAGUGGAGGGGCUCAGAUUUCGCCGUUUCGCAACGUUUGUUCCCCAGCUCGGCAUCUUCGGCCUGAAGAAGGAUGGGUUCCUGGAAGCGUUGAAAGGGAGCAAGCUAGUGGUCGACAGGUACAUAGAUUACGACGAUGGGCCCAUGUUGUUUGCCACACACCAGCUGCUCAGUCAUCAUAUCGUGACGGUGGAGGGGUACCUGAAGAUCGUGGAACAUUCCAUCCUGCGAGAACAAGCGAAGAGGCGACAGAAAUUUCAAGCCAACUUGGAAAGGACCCAACUUGCCUGCCGAGAGACUCUAAUUAAACCAGCGGGGUCCGCAGAGAUUGCUGAGGGGUCAGCCUGGUUUCCCGCCAGGGUGUCGGCAUCUUCCAGGAUCCCAAGAAGGCGGGAGUCGUCAGCUCACGGACGACUGCCGACGUCAAGCGUGAGCGGCGGCGUCGGCGACGCCGAACGUCGCACACGGAUCAGCUGGGUCGACGAUCAAACCCUAGCCGCUGCCGGAGGACGGCGAGACGAGUCUGAUGAGAAAGCCACGGUCGGGACCGGUGGGAAUGCCAGGAGUCGUCCUGCAUCAAGCGGCAGCCUGGUCCAUUUUGCUGGUGACAGAGAGAGCGAUGGGGGGAGGAAGGGGUGGCAGGAGCAGCAGCAGCAGCAGCAGCAACAACAACAACAAGGCCACCGCGGGUCAAUCCGAAGCUCCGCCGAGGCUGACGAUGGUGGCAUCAGCUCUCAAGAGAACAGAAUUGACAGCAGCCCCCAGACUACUGAGGGUCAGGGAGCUGCUGCAGGGAACUGGACAAGCGAGCAUGCCGAGUCACAGGGCAAAAGAGAGAGUAAGCUUGGCGGCGAUGGCGGCGACGAACCUGGCGAAGGAGAUGGUCGUCGACGACCCUCCUCCUCCAUAUCUGAUAGGCGCCCCACUGGGGGGGGCGGGGGUAGGAGACCCACCCUAACUCGCAGCCUGUCCGCACGGCCAUUCGGAUCGGCUUCCAAGGAGGAGCAGACUAGCACCGAGGAGGGAUUCCAGGCCGCCUUGGAAUCCUUCAGGUCUUCAUUCAGGCGAAUGCCGCUCCAUCGGAGUUUCAGUAGUGAACCUGGUACAGAACGCCAGUUAGACUUAGAGGAGGAGCCCUCCGCUGCCACAGAGCUGCAGCAGAGAGAGGAGGCUCAAGCUGAUGUUGUCCAAUCUGCGCCUCCAGCUUCAAGAGAGCUGGAAGGGGGGGUGUCUGGAAACGGAGCAGAGGUUCCCUCUAGGCGCCUCUCCUCCUUUCGUGACGGCGGAGGGGCAGCCAAUGCUCCGGUUGUGAAAAGGCGGAGCCUUUCUGCCGAAGCUGGGGGCCAGCGCCGCCCUUCCGCCGACAACUUUGCGCCUACGGCGGAGAAAGUUACUGUACAAACUGCAAAGGGAGAGCCACAAAUUACUACGGUAGGAAGCAAUGACGGUAAAAGCGCUGCGGAUGUUGGGUGGAGCGGGAGGAGGGGAGAGUUUGCCAGGAGGAAAAAAAGAGAUGCCGCAGAGGAUAUCAGGCAAGAAGGCGUGGCUACCGGUAGGGCGACCAGGGGGGGCUCCAGCAACUUGAAGCCAAAUGACAGCCGGCGGAGCACGAUGCUCUCUACACGACAGUCCAUUCGACUACAUAAUCUUCCUAGGUUCAACAGUUGGGUGAGGGCGUCGACGGUGGAACGACAAGGAGAAGAAGAAGCAGAGCUCAGACGGAAAAACGUGGUCAGAGGGACACUGCAACUGUUUCUUGAGAAAAUUGCCAAGCUCGGUGAGCUUGAUUGGCUCGCCCAGGCGAAGACAUCUGGCAAAGGAGCAAGAGGGGGGGUAGGAGUGCAAGCAGCCACCACCGCACCAGCAGGCGGAGCAGGAGGAGGAGGAGGAGGAGGAGGAGGGAAGCCGGGUGCUGUCGCGGAAGGACUUGGGGACAAGACUCAGAGAAGUGAUUGGUUAGCUCCUGCCGCAUUAGGAAGGACCCUGGAAAUGGACGAAGAAACAUGGUUGGUUCCCGGUGAAUCCGGUGAUUGUGCAGAAGGACCAUCGAGUCGCCAACAACGAAGAGGGGGGGGGAGAGGAGCCCAGUCUGACGCAAUGUCAAGUGGUAGUGUGCAGUCUAAGGGUGGGGUAGGAGGAGACGGGUGUGGAAAGGCUAGUGGUUACCGGCUGGAUGGAGAAGACGGUGGCGGCAGCGGCAGCGGCAGCGGCGGUUUCAUUCCAGUGCCCAUACAGCCGCGGAUAGAGACUCCUCCUCGGGUCCCCGAUGAAGUCGAAGAGAUGCUUAACGACUGCGUCCGCCUCUGUUAUGUCCAAAGAGCCCACAGGGAGGCCGUUCACCGCCUGGUUGAGACGAUGGACGUCUGGGACGCUCGGCUUAGCGGCUGCAAAUGUCAGAGUUUCUGUAAUGGAGAGUCCUGCGGUGCUCCUAGCGAUUCGCCCAAGCACCCAAAACCUCGCCUGCCUCCGUCGGCGAGGAUCUGUCUCUCACUCUGGGCGUGCAAGCUCGCACUUGAUGAGAAAGACCUGGUGCUGGCAGAACUUGCCAUCUUGACGGCUGGGCAAACCGGCCGAACCUUCUUUUCUUCAGAUGAUUCACCGUGGAGCACUCAACGGGCAGCUUACGAGGGCCUUCACGGUAUCGUCUACUUCUCCAAAGGUGCUUACAUCACAGCUCUAGGAAUGCUCCUUCACGCCCUGUACAUAGCCGAAAAGCUCAAAAAGGCAGGGGACGGGCCAGUCUGGACGCGUGUACAAGGAAACGCAGAGCUUGCUGGAUACUUAAACAACGUAGGUGCCGCAUAUCAUGCACUUGGUCAGAGGUCAGGCUAUGGUGGAGGGUGGGAGCGGCAUGGUUUGUCUGUCCUGUUUGCUUGUCCGUCUGUCCCGUAGCGGAUCAGGCGCGUCGUUUCGAGGUAGUGCCUUUUGAAAUGUGUGAUUGUCGUAAGCCUUCGUAUGGUACUCGAGAGCGGGUGUCUUUUCGCGGUCCCUAAGGCUCGUCGGUUAAAAAAACUUACUUCUUUGCAUUGGGUCGGGGUUCUUAUUGGGAUACAGUAAAGAUGUAUAGAAAUA
Messenger RNA from Chara braunii, 3337 nucleotides. The record is from the annotation of a GenBank genome assembly. NCBI's taxonomy places the organism in Eukaryota, Viridiplantae, Streptophyta, Charophyceae, Charales, Characeae.